UAAUAAUUCUUAGAUUAAUAUUUUCUUAUAAGUAUUCAAUACUAUGCCUUUUCGUGAUUGGAUCGAAUUGGAAAGUGAUCCAGGUUUGUUUACAUUGUUGGUUUAUGAUUUUGGUGUGAAAAAUGUGGAAGUUGAGGAAGUUUAUGAUUUAUCUAAAUCUAUGGAAAAAAAGGUAUAUGGUCUUAUAUUUUUGUUCAAGUGGACAGAAGAACGUAAGUCCAGAAGGAAAGCUGCAGUUAUUGAAGAAAACUUCGUUUUUGAUGACAGUUUCAUUGAAGAUAUGUUCUUUGCCCAGCAGGUUAUUCCGAAUUCUUGUGCAUCUCAUGCUUUGCUUAGCGUAUUAUUAAAUAUUCCAGACCUCAAUCUUGGUCAUACAUUGAAACAACUUCGAGAUUCAACAAAAGGGUUUGAUUCUGAGACAAAAGGACUUGCUAUCAGCAAUUUUAGAAACAUUGGAAUUGCUCAUAAUAAUCAUGGAAGUCCAGAUUUUCGUAAACUUGAAAGAAUGAAAAGUGUGUCUACUGCGACUCGUUCCAUGGAAGCAUUCCAUUUCGUCAGUUAUAUACCUUACAAAGGAAGGCUUCUUGAACUUGAUGGACUCAAACCAUACCCUAUAGAUCAUGGUCCUUGGAGUUCUGAGGAAAAUUGGACUGAUAAAGCUCGUCAAGUUAUACAAGAUAGAAUCCAAUUAGCAACUGGAGGGGAACUGUCUCAUGAUAUUCGGUAUAAUCUAUUAGCAGUUGUUCCUGAGCAACGUGAGAUUCUUAAAGAAAAACUAGCAGUUCUCUCUCACAACAAAAAGGUUCUAAUUGAACUUUUCAAAAACCUUGCUUCUAAGGAAUCUUUUGUGAGUGAGUUGCCAAGUCCAAGUGCUAUGUUGAAGGACUACCCCCCGUACCAUGUAGAUUUCCCUAAAAUUGAGGUUGAAUCAUCUUCAACACAUAGCCAUUCAUCAUCAACCGUUCAAGGGCCUGAAUGUGGUAGUAAUGUUUAUUCUGACAGUGAAGACAGUUCUGUUGACACUUAUCGGACAAAAUCUCUUUUGAGAGGCACUUCAAAACCUGUUAUUUAUAUUUAUGGUGGUAGUGGUGCAGACACAGUUAAUGGUGGUGUUAAUGGUGUUGAAACAGCGGGUACUCAUUUAAAAAAUAAUACAGAAACAAGUUUAAAACGAACAAUUAUAGAUUCCUCAAAUGAUACUUGUGAUAGUGGAAUUAAAAAGCAAAAACAAAUACUUAACGAAAGCAUAUUGGACUCUGUUGAUAAUAAUAACAAGUUGCUUACUGAAAACACAUGUUCACUAAUAAAUAAAAAUUUUAUAAUAAAAAAAGAAGAACUUCAGGACAAUAAUGAAAUAAAUAAAUUAAAAAUUGAAAAUGAAACAAGUAAUGAAGUGAAUGAAAAUGAGAAAAAAGAUUCAGCUGGACUUGGUAUUGAAAUUAUUGCAGAUGAUGCUGACAUAACAUCACUUCUUGAUCAAAAUAAAGUUGAAAGGUUAUCUCUAGAUCAUUUAAUGAAAUACCAGGAUAAAAUAAAAUUACAAGAUGUUCAAAAAAGCAUGCAAGAUUUAGAUGAACUGUACAAAGGCUUUCAGCUAUCAUAUAAAGAAGAACUGAUUAAAGUUGAGAAAUACAAGGUUGAGGACUGUAGAAGAAGACAUGAUUAUGACCCAUUUAUUUCAACAUUUCUCACAAUGCUUGCGGACCAAGGACAAAUUGCUGAAGUGCUUGAACGCCAAAAAGGAGUAGUAAAGAACGUUGUUCUAAAUACAAAAAGAAACGGACUUAAAAAAGAUAUUCAUAACAAGAAAAAAACUCGAGCUAAAAGUAAAUAACAUUCAAAAUUUGAAAAUAAAAAAAGAAGAAAUAGUAUUAAAAAAAAAAA
Messenger RNA from Hydra vulgaris (swiftwater hydra), 1884 nucleotides. RefSeq names its product ubiquitin carboxyl-terminal hydrolase BAP1. Gene Ontology annotation, cellular component: cytoplasm. The record is from RefSeq and is a predicted model, not a curated record. Gene Ontology annotation, molecular function: cysteine-type deubiquitinase activity. Gene Ontology annotation, biological process: protein deubiquitination; ubiquitin-dependent protein catabolic process. NCBI's taxonomy places the organism in Eukaryota, Metazoa, Cnidaria, Hydrozoa, Anthoathecata, Hydridae.